Molecule: messenger RNA, 5892 nt
Organism: Apis cerana (Asiatic honeybee)
Lineage: Eukaryota; Metazoa; Arthropoda; Insecta; Hymenoptera; Apidae
Gene: LeuRS
Product: Leucyl-tRNA synthetase
Biological process (GO): leucyl-tRNA aminoacylation
Molecular function (GO): leucine-tRNA ligase activity; aminoacyl-tRNA deacylase activity; ATP binding
Source: RefSeq, a predicted model, not a curated record
AAUCAAAUUUAUAUCAUAGAAACCUAUAAAAUGGUCGAAAAAUAUAUACAUUACAUUUUUUGAUUUUAUAUUAUAUCUCUAAGAUAAUAAUUUCAUAAAACAUAAUAUAUCUUGAUAUAUGACGUGAAUAUAUGUAAUGUUAUAAUUGGAAGCGAUAGCAGUAAAGUUUAUAUUUUCCUGUGUUGCAUCAUCUAUGAUUUAUAAACUUCUAAACCUGUUAACUUCAUGCAGAAGUAUUUGAUACGUGGUAUUCGAUACUUAAUCUUAUAAAGUAACUUGGAUUUUAUUAUAUAAAAAAAUGACAACAGAAAGAAAGGGAACAUUUAAAGUAGAAUAUCUUCAAAAAAUUGAAAAAGAUAUUCAAGCUAUAUGGGAAGAAAGAAAAAUAUAUGAAGAAGAUGCACCUUUGGAACCAAGGAAAAAUUCUGAUGAGAAAUUUCUUGCAACAUUUCCUUUUCCUUAUAUGAAUGGAAGACUUCAUCUUGGUCAUACAUUUUCAUUAUCAAAAUGUGAAUUUGCAAUACGAUACAAUCGUCUUUUAGGAAAAAAAGUUCUUUUCCCAUUUGGGUUUCAUUGCACUGGUAUGCCUAUUAAAGCAUGUGCCGAUAAAUUGAAAAGAGAAAUGGAAUUAUAUGGUUAUCCACCAGAAUUUCCUAAGAAUGAAGAAAAAAUUAAAGAAGAAAUUAAAGAUGAUAUAGUAAUAAAAGAUAAAAGCAAAGGAACAAAGAGUAAAGCAAUUGCAAAAACUGCUAAUGCAAAAUAUCAGUGGCAAAUUAUGCAAAUGCUUGGUUUAAAAAAUGAAGAUAUAAAAAACUUUGCUGAUGCUUCAUAUUGGUUAGAUUAUUUUCCUCCUCUUGGUGUAAAAGAUAUUAAAUCAAUUGGAUUACAUGUGGAUUGGCGUAGAACAUUUAUUACAACUGAUGCAAAUCCAUUUUUUGAUUCAUUUGUACGUUGGCAAUUUCAACAUUUAAAAAAUAGAAACAAAAUAAAAUAUGGAAAGAGAUAUACAAUUUAUUCACCAAAAGAUGGACAACCUUGUAUGGAUCAUGAUAGAUCAUCUGGAGAAGGUGUGGAGUUACAGGAAUAUACUUUAAUUAAAAUGAAAUUACAAGAACCUUAUCCUUCAAGUUUGAAAUCUCUUUCUGGAAAACCAGUUUAUUUAGUUGCUGCUACUUUAAGACCAGAAACUAUGUAUGGUCAAACAAAUUGUUGGAUUCAUCCAGAUAUAAAUUAUAUUGCUUAUGUAUUGCCAAAUGGAGAUGUUUAUAUUUCAACAGAAAGAGCUGCUCGAAAUAUGGCAUAUCAAGAUUUUUUUGAAGAGGAAGGAAAAAUACCAAUUGUAUUAAAAUUUACUGGAAAAGAAAUAUUAGGAUUACCAUUAGAAGCACCUCUUACAAAUUACAAAGUGAUUUAUACUUUACCAAUGUUAACUAUUAAAGAAGAUAAAGGUACUGGAAUUGUUACUUCUGUACCUAGUGACUCCCCUGAUGAUUAUGCAGCUUUAAUAGAUUUAAAAAAAAAACAAGCUCUCAGGGAAAAAUAUAAUAUAACUGAUGAUAUGGUAUUCUCUUAUGAUCCUAUACCUAUUAUUGAAGUACCAGAAUUUGGUAACUUAUGUGCAGUAACUUUAUAUGAUAAAUUAAAAAUUCAAUCUCAAAAUGAUAAAGUUAAAUUAUUACAAGCUAAAGAAAUGGCAUAUCUAAAAGGAUUUUAUGAUGGUGUUUUGCUAGUUGGUCAAUAUAAAGGAAACAAAGUUCAAGAUGUUAAAAAAUAUGUUCAAAAGGAAUUAAUAAAUGAAGGAAAAGCAGUUAUAUAUUAUGAACCUGAGAAAACUAUAAUUUCAAGAUCAAAUGAUGAAUGUGUAGUAGCUUUAUGUAAUCAAUGGUAUUUAGACUAUGGAGAAGAAACUUGGAAAAGAGAAGCAAUAGAAGCCUUAAAUAACCUUAAUACUUUUCAUGAUGAAGUGAGAAAAAAUUUUAUGGCUUGUCUUAAUUGGUUACAUGAGUAUGCAUGUUCAAGAACUUAUGGACUUGGUACUAAAUUACCAUGGGAUGAAAAUUGGUUAAUAGAAUCACUCUCAGAUUCAACAAUUUAUAUGGCUUAUUAUACUGUGGCGCAUUUAUUGCAAGGAGGAACAUUUAAAGGCGAUAAACCAAAUAGUUAUAACAUAAAGCCUGAUGAAAUGACAUCUGAAGUAUGGGAUUAUAUUUUUUUUAAAGAUACAAAAUAUCCCGAAACGAAAAUAAAGAAAGAGGCAUUAGAUCAUAUGCGACGUGAAUUUAAUUAUUGGUAUCCAGUAGAUUUACGAGUAUCUGGAAAAGAUUUAGUACAAAAUCAUUUAACAUUCUUUAUUUAUAAUCAUAUUGCAAUCUGGCCUAAGCAACCUGAAUUGUGGCCAAAAGGAAUAAGAGUAAAUGGACAUUUACUUUUAAACUCAUCGAAGAUGUCUAAAUCAGAAGGCAAUUUUCUAACACUUGCUGAAGCCAUAGAAAAAUUUUCAGCAGAUGGCACGCGACUGUGUCUGGCUGAUUCUGGCGAUUCAAUAGAAGAUGCUAAUUUUGUAGAAAGUACAGCUGAUGCUGGAAUUCUUAGAUUAUAUACCUUUAUUGAAUGGGUUAAAGAAGUGUUAGCUUCAAAAGAUAUUUUUAGACAAGGAAAACCAUAUACAUUUAAUGAUAAAGUUUUUGAAAGUGAAAUAAAUCAAAAAAUACAAGAAACUGAAGAGAAUUACUCAAAAAUGUUAUAUAAAGAAGCUCUAAAAACAGGAUUCUUUGAAUUACAAGCAGUAAGAGAUAAAUAUUUACAAUUGAGUGCUUUAGAUGGUAUUAAUUGGAUAUUAAUUAUGAAAUAUAUAGAAUUUCAAAUUAUUCUUUUAUCUCCAAUUUGUCCACAUGUAACGGAACAUAUAUGGACAUUAAUUGGUAAAGAAGAUAGUAUAUUAAAUGCUAGAUGGCCUCAGGUAGGUUUCAUAGAUAAAGUACUUAUAAAAUCAUCACAAUAUCUUAUGGAUGCUGCACAUUCAUUUAGAAUAAUGUUAAAAAAUUAUUUAACUCCUAAAAAAACACAAAAAGGAAAAACUGAAACAUUAACUAUAGAAAAACCUACCGAGGGAAUAAUUUGGAUAGCUAAAACAUAUCCUCCUUGGCAAAGUACUGUUUUAACUGUGAUGAAAAAUUUAUAUCUUAAAAAUAACAAUAAUUUACCAGAAAAUAAAAUUAUAGCAGUAGAAUUGGGAAAAUAUCAAGAAUUAAAAAAAUAUAUGAAACGAUUAAUGCCAUUUGUACAAGUUGUAAGAGAAAAAAUUCAACUUGCUGGAUUAAAUGCAUUUAAUUUAACCUUAGAUUUUGAUGAAUUUAAAGUUCUUCAAGAUAAUAAAAAGUAUCUUGAAAAUACUUUAGAUCUAGAAAAUAUUGUGAUAAAAUAUACGAAUGAAGCUUCAGAAAAAACGAGAGAAGAAUGUUGUCCAGGUGCUCCUUAUAUGAAUUUUUCUGUUAAACUUGGAAUUCCAGUAUUCAUUAUAAAUCCACAAAAAUAUAAUGGUUUAUUUGGAAUGACCAUUAAAAUAGCAAAUGCAGAUACUGUAGAAAAUAUUAUAUCACGAAUAUCAAAAGAUAGUAAACUUAUAAAAAAUCCAUCAUUAAUAUCGUUAUAUCGUUACAAUGAUCCUGUAUUAGGACCUAGGAAUAAACCUACAACUGAAAAUAUAUUAAAAGGUAAAACUUUAAUUCCACCUAAUUCUGUAUUUAAUGUUGAUAUGGAAAGCAAAAAUAUUAGUGUAGAUGUAGAAGGAAUUACAUAUAAUAUAGGUAAUGAAUUAAUUUAUAUUUACCAAUCUCUGGAAAAUUAAAUAUAUUCAGAAUUAAUAUAAAAUAUUUUAUAUAAAAUAUUUAUAUAUAAUUUUUUAUAAUAAUGAAUGACAAAUAUUCUACAUGAUUUUUAAAAAAUAUAUAAGAUCUUUAAAUUCGUAUUUUUUUUAUUAUUUAAAUUAAAAAUUCUAUUGUUCAUGAAAUGUAAAUAUUAUUUACAAAAUAUAUAUAAUAAAAUUUAUAUUAUAAUAUAAAAAUUAAUUUAUUUUGAAAAAAAAAAUAAAUUUUUGAAAAAUAAAAAAAUUUAUAUUUUUCUUCUUAUAUAAAAUAUUUUCUUAUAUAAAAUAUGAAUAUACAUUUAUUAUCUGAUUUAGAUAUAAAGAAUAUUUAAGGAUUUUAAUUUAUUGUAAUUAUUUCAUUAUAAUUUGUUAAUAAUAAUGAAAUAUAAUUUUUAAUAAAUUUUUUUAUAAUUUCUUUUUACAUAAUAUUAUAUAUUUAUCAUAUUUUUUAUUAUUUUAUUUGAUACUUUAUUUGAUACUUGUUAAAAAAAAGGAUUAUGUAAAAAAAAUAUACUUCUGAAAUUUAUAUAAUAUUUAUAUUUUUAUGUUUUAAUAAUAAAAUGAAUUUCUUUUAAUAUUUAUGUAUAAAUAUAAUUCAAAAGAGAUAAAAGAAAGAAAAUAUUUUUUAUUAGCAUCAAGUUUAAAAAUAUUUUAAUAUUUGAAUUUUUGAUUUAUUUUUAUUUUGCAUUAUGUAUGAUUAUUUAUAUAUUACACAUUUACAACAUAUAAUACAAUUUAAGCAUUUAAUUUCUUUUCCAUUUCUCUACCUCUAAUCGUAUUUUCUUUAUAUCAGUGGCAUUUGUUCUACAGCAUCCACCUAUAUACCGAACACCUAAAGUAAGCCACUCAUAUAUAAAUUCAUGUAAAGAACAUUCUUCAUCUUUUAUUAUCCAACCAUUUUCUAUUGUAUAUUUUUCACCACUAUUGGGAUAUACUACCAAUGGUACAAAUUCUUGCUUGUUAUUUUCAUUAAUUCCUUUUAAUAAUUUAGUUACAUUUUGUGGUGCAGUACAAUUGACUCCAAUUGCUAAAAUUUGUUUUGGUAAAGCUUUUCUAUAACAUUGCAUUGCAAUUUGUUGAAAAUUAGUUCCAUCUGCUAUACUUUUUCCAUCAUUGCAACAUGAAAAAGAUAACCAAGCUUUACUAUUUGGAUACUCUUUUAAUAAUUUAAUCAAUGCUUCUGCUUCUUGUUUACAUGGAAUUGUUUCUAUAGCUAAUAUAUGAACACCAUUAUCUAUCAAUUUUUGAAUACGUGGUCUAUGCCAAUUUAUAAGAAAUUCUUCUGUUACAUUUGAACAAUAUUUGCCACUAUAUUCUGAAGCAUCAUGUAAACAAGCUCCAUAUGGUCCAAUUGAUCCAGCAAUCAAUGGAUUUGCAUUUAUAACAUUAGCUUUAUUUUCUAUGUCUUUUUUAUACAAAUUCACAGCUUCUUUAGCAUAAUCUACAGCUUUAGAAAAGAUAUCAAGACUUUCUUCUUCUGUAAUGUUCAUAUAUUUUGAAAAGCCAUCAAUAGAUGCUUGAUAAGUGUUUGUUAAAAUUAUAUCUGCUCCAGCUUUCAAAAAAUCCAAAUGUGUAGAAAUAAUUGCAUUAGGAUUUGUAACAAGGAAACGUGCUGUCCAUAAUGGAUCACCAUCUAUUGUAUCAUUAACAUGAGUUGCUAAUUGUGUAGAAAAUCCACCAUCUAAUACCAUCACUUCUUGCAUGAUUUUCUAUUAAAAUUAUCGUAAUUAUUAAAUAUUUUUAAUAUCAAAAAUAUCGUUACACACACACAUAUAUAAAAAUAUAUAAUUAUUUUUGUUUUUUAAUCAUUUUAAAUUGUAAAUAAUUUUUCUUAAUAACGGUGCGUCUUUCACAUUGGAAAAACCAAAUUUUUAUUUAUAAUUUCGCGCACGUCUUGGCCACUUAAAUGUGUUUACAACGUCUGAGGCAACAAUUUCUAUAAUUGACUUCACAAAAUAUAUCUAUUCCAAAGUCCAUUAUGAAUCUGUGAGAUAAAUAUUAUAAAAAUGUGAACAAAAUUUCAAAUG